GGGAGCCCUCCAGUCUCUGCCUUUCUCACACAAGGCGUCUCUGGGAAGGCAGUGGAUUGUUGGUCUGCGUGGAACUUCUCAGGUGGACCCCAGAGCAUGGAACACAUCCAUGACAGUGAUGGUAGCUCCAGCAGCAGCCACCAGAGCCUCAAGAGCACAGCCAAAUGGGCGGCAUCCCUGGAGAAUCUACUGGAAGACCCGGAAGGCGUGAAAAGAUUUAGGGAAUUUUUAAAAAAAGAAUUCAGUGAAGAAAAUGUUUUGUUUUGGCUAGCAUGUGAAGAUUUUAAGAAAAUGCAAGAUAAGACACAGAUGCAGGAAAAGGCAAAGGAGAUCUACAUGACCUUUCUGUCCAGCAAGGCCUCAUCACAGGUCAACGUGGAGGGGCAGUCUCGGCUCAACGAGAAGAUCCUGGAAGAACCGCACCCUCUGAUGUUCCAGAAACUCCAGGACCAGAUCUUUAAUCUCAUGAAGUACGACAGCUACAGCCGCUUCUUAAAGUCUGACUUGUUUUUAAAACACAAGCGAACCGAGGAAGAGGAAGAAGAUUCGCCUGAUGCUCAAACUGCAGCUAAAAGAGCUUCCAGAAUUUAUAACACAUGAGCCCCCAAAGAGCCAGGACUGGCAGCUUUAAGAAGCAAAGGAACUUCCUCUCAGGACCAUGCAGGGUUUAUCAUUGCUUUGUUAUUUGUAAGGACUGAAAUGUACAAAACCCUUCCAUGGGAUAUGUGUGUUUUAUUAACUGCUUCACCAGUAAAUUUUGCAUGAUGGCUAAGCUAACAUAAAAAAAAAAUAAUAAUAACUUGGAAGUUUUAGUUCACAAAACAGAGAUUCCUUCAACACUGGACACGUCGAGCAUUUUGUAGCUUAAUUAAGCCUCAUAUAAGGCC
Messenger RNA from Mandrillus leucophaeus (drill), 887 nucleotides. It is a transcript of the gene RGS10, whose product is annotated as regulator of G-protein signaling 10. The transcript has 5 exons. Gene Ontology annotation, biological process: regulation of G protein-coupled receptor signaling pathway. The record is from RefSeq and is a predicted model, not a curated record. Gene Ontology annotation, molecular function: G-protein alpha-subunit binding; GTPase activator activity. NCBI's taxonomy places the organism in Eukaryota, Metazoa, Chordata, Mammalia, Primates, Cercopithecidae. Bases 97 to 600 code for a protein of 167 amino acids.